Mesoplodon densirostris (Blainville's beaked whale) is the source of this 1445-nucleotide messenger RNA. It is a transcript of the gene FAM78A, whose product is annotated as family with sequence similarity 78 member A. NCBI's taxonomy places the organism in Eukaryota, Metazoa, Chordata, Mammalia, Artiodactyla, Ziphiidae. Bases 594 to 1445 code for a protein of 283 amino acids. The transcript is spliced from 2 exons. The record is from RefSeq and is a predicted model, not a curated record.
GCGCUCCUCGGGGACCCCGCGGGAGCCGGGCGCUCGCCUCCUGGAAGCCACCGAGGGCGCCCAGACCUCGGCGGAUUGAACAGAAACUGCUCUUCCAUUGAUUCGGCCGGGCUGGGCGAGCGGCCGGGUGCGUGUGCCCCGAGCGCGUGCGGAAGGCAGAAGGGCAGGAAGUCGGUCUUCUGCAGCGAGGGUGGCGGCACCGCGCAGGCGACGGAGCCUUCCUUAUUUAUGUGCCUGCCGGCAUUUGCCUUCUUCGCCUCAAGACUUCAGGGAGCGUCUCUGAGCUGCGUUCCCCGCGUGUGAGGCACAGAAGCAAGGGCUGGAUGUCUGAACGACAUGAUUAUCCAUUAACCUCCAAACUUUUCUUUUUUUAACCCAAAGAAUAUCGGUGAUUUUUGUCCACUGCUAGCAGCAGAAGAGAGAACCCAGGGCCCUUGAAAUGCAGCAAAAUCCUUAUUUAUAAUCAGGCCCGAGGUAGUGAUAUGCAAACCCCCUCUACUCAGUGAAUUUUCUAUCCUAUGGAUAUCAGUCUUGAGAUUUGAGAUUGGAGAGCUGUACUGUCUGCACUGGGUCCGGCAGCCUCCAUCCUUCCAAUGCCCGGUUUUCUCUGGGACUGCUGGCCUUCCCUGGCGAUCAGAGCCGUACUGUGUGCCAUGGGCUGUAUUCAGAGCAUCGGGGGCAAAGCCAGAGUCUUCCGGGAAGGCAUCACGGUGAUCGAUGUCAAGGCUUCUAUCGAUCCCAUCCCCACCAGCAUCGAUGAGUCCUCCAGCGUGGUGCUCCGCUACCGGACACCCCACUUCCGUGCCUCGGCCCAGGUGGUCAUGCCACCCAUCCCCAAGAAGGAGACCUGGAUAGUCGGCUGGAUUCAGGCGUGCAGCCACAUGGAGUUCUACAACCAGUAUGGGGAGCAGGGCAUGUCCAGUUGGGAGCUCCCAGACCUCCAGGAAGGCAAGAUUGAGGCCAUCAGCGACUCGGACGGGGUGAACUACCCCUGGUACGGCAACACCACGGAGACCUGCACCAUCGUGGGCCCCACCAAGAGAGACUCCAAGUUCAUCAUCAGCAUGAAUGACAACUUCUACCCCAGCGUCACGUGGGCCGUGCCUGUCAGCGAGAGCAACGUGGCCAAGCUGACCAGCAUCUACCGGGACCAGAGCUUCAUCACGUGGCUGGUAGCCACCAACACCUCGACCAACGACAUGAUCAUUCUGCAGACACUGCACUGGCGCAUGCAGCUCAGCAUCGAGGUGGACCCCCACCGGCCCCUGGGCCAGCGCGCCCGGCUGCGGGAGCCCAUCGCCCAGGACCAGCCCAAAAUCCUGAGCAAGAAUGAGCCCAUCCCGCCCAGCGCCCUGGUCAAGCCCAAUGCCAACGACGCUCAGGUCCUCAUGUGGCGGCCCAAGUACGGGAAGGCGCUGGUGGUGAUCCCGCCCAAGCACCGGUAA